This is a messenger RNA of Dendronephthya gigantea, 3096 nucleotides long. RefSeq names its product acyl-CoA synthetase family member 2, mitochondrial-like. Gene Ontology annotation, biological process: fatty acid metabolic process. The coding region runs from base 448 to 2295 and encodes 615 amino acids. NCBI's taxonomy places the organism in Eukaryota, Metazoa, Cnidaria, Anthozoa, Malacalcyonacea, Nephtheidae. The record is from RefSeq and is a predicted model, not a curated record. The transcript is spliced from 20 exons. Gene Ontology annotation, molecular function: medium-chain fatty acid-CoA ligase activity.
UUUAAGCUAAACGGGCUUGAUACAACCGGCCCCAGGACAAUAACAUAGGUAAUGAGUUGUGUUGUACUUUUAUUUAGUCUCCAACCAUACAUGUAUAUUCUAUUAACUGUGAUUUAGGUAAACCGCAACAUUAGCAAUUUGACAUGCAUUGUGCUCCCGGAAUACGAUUUAAAAAAGUUAUUCAGCAUUGCAGGAAUUAGCGGUUGCCUGGAAAGUUUCGUUGUUGGUUAUGUUCUUACAGAUUCAGCCCACACGAGAGGCCGAAAAGGAGGAUUAAAUUUCAGGUCCACGUUCUCAUGCAUGUCACAUCGCUGUUCUUUGCCACAAGUAUGCAGAGAAUGCGUCGUGUGAUAUGCAUCUAUAGGCUAUAGCUUCAUCCAUACAGAGUCGUUUAAAGCGCAACAAAUUAUGAAGAGGUGAAAUUUCUAUACUUAAAUCGAUUAAUCGAUGUAUAUGUUUCGUUGGAAACUCUCCGGCGGCAUAAGUUAUAGACAUGUUGCAAAUAUAGCAACGCAUAAACGCUAUCACAGAGAAAAUGUUGUUCGUUCGACGCAGAGGUAUUAUUGUGCCAUCCAGCCACUAACAAGCCACAGUCCAUCUGAUAAACUAAGCUAUUUCUGUGGUCCAUCUGGUAAACCAUUUCUUGGCUCAACAAUUGGUCAGGUGGUAGAUCAAGCAGCUGAACUAUACCCAGAUCGUGAUGCAUACGUAUUUUGUGAAAAUGGAAGGAAAGCGACGUUCUCAGAUCUGAAAUUCAUGGCUGAUAAACUUGCUGCGGGGUUCCUAGCUCUUGGUCUUAAAAGAGGUGACAGAGUCGGAAUAUGGGGGCCAAAUGUUGAAGAGUGGAUUUUAACGCAAUUUGCCACGGCAAAGGCUGGAUUAAUUUUGGUAAACAUUAAUCCAGCCUAUCGGGCUGCUGAGGCGCAUUAUGCGCUAAAAAAGGUUGGUUGCAAAGCUCUUGUAUCUGUUUCAAGUCACAAAACGUCAGAUUACUAUGGAAUGUUAUGUGAAAUCGCACCAGAGCUACACGAUUCUAAACCUGGCUGGCUUCACAGUGAGCAUGUGCCGAUGCUUCGACAAGUAAUUAUGAUUGGAGACGAAAAUUAUAGUGGCACGCUCUCUUUCAACGAAGUGAUACAGGCUGGUGGGAAUAACGAAACGGAGGAACUUAAUGCCCUUCAGCAACGCCUGCAGUUCGAUGAUCCAAUUAGUAUACAGUUCACCUCUGGCACGACUGGUAAUCCAAAAGGGGUUACAUUGAGUCAUCACAACAUUCUCAACAAUGCUUUUCUUGUUGGUUCAACAGUAAAAUAUGCAGAAGAGCAUUCCAAAAUCUGCAUCCCUGUUCCACUUUAUCACUGUUUUGGAAUGGUUCUGGGAAGUUUAUCGUCAGUCAUCUUUGGGGCAACUGCAGUUUAUCCUUCGUCUAGUUUCGAUGCUCGGACUACACUCGCUGCCUGCCAAGCUGAGAAAUGUACGUCACUUUAUGGCACGCCUACCAUGUUCAUUGACAUGCUAAGUGAAGAGGAUCUGUCUCAAUUUGACCUCAAUUCUUUACGUACAGGUGUAAUGGGUGGUUCUCAGUGCCACAUUGAAAUAAUGAAGGCUGUUAUGGAUAAGUUACAUUUACCUGAAUUGACGCUUGCCUAUGGUUUGACUGAACUUUCUCCUCUCUGUUGUCAAACUCAAAUUGAUGAUCCUGUUGAACUUCGAGUCUCGACUGUUGGAAAAAUGCAUUCAAAUACUGAGGGUAAAAUAGUGAAUGAAAAUGGCGAGAUAAUUCCUGUGGGUGAAGAUGGUGAACUGUGCGUGCGAGGUUAUUGUGUCAUGUUAGGAUACUGGGAUGAUGAAGACAAAACAAAAAGUACCAUAGACGCCAGCGGUUGGUUACACACAGGGGAUAAAGCUUCAAUGGAUGAAGAUGGAUACGUGAGAAUUGUCGGCCGAAUGAAGGACUUGAUCAUAAGAGGAGGAGAAAAUAUCUAUCCGGCCGAAAUUGAACAAUUUCUAUACCAUCAUUCAAAAAUUCAAGAAGUUGAGGUGAUUGGCGUACCAGAUAAAAGGAUGGGUGAAGAAAUUUGCGCGUGGAUAAGAUUGAUAAAGGAUGAGACUGCUACAGCAGAUGAAAUCAAGGAAUUUUGCAAGGGAAAGAUCGCCCAUUUUAAAAUUCCUCGUUAUAUUAAGUUCGUGGAUGAUAUGCCAAUGACAGUCACAGGAAAGAUACACCCGGACAACUUUGAAGGAGCCUCGAGGCGGAUCAUCCAGGAAGAAAAAAUAUUCAGUGCAGUAAAUUGAUACCAAUAUUCCAUUACAAGAUGACUCCAAAGUACCCUCUUUUCAAAUACGACCUUCUGUUGUGAAAGUGCGUAUAGUUAUACCAUUUCAUUAUACCGUGUGUCCUAAAAAGUACCCUCCUCUUGAAAUAGUUCUUUUGUUGUUAAGGGUACUUUUUUGGGACACACUGUAAUGAUGGAACUGGUUUAGUCGUGAAUGUCAUGAACAUGCAUGCAUGUCAAGGAGGUUUCAUUUUUCAUUACUAGUUGAAAAAGAAAGAGAAAAUUUUCGGUAUCACGAAUACAUAUACGUAUAAUAACGACAAAAUGGCAAACAUGCAUCGCGGAGCGAUUUUUGUAUUGAAGAGAUUGAGGAAGAAGCUUAACGGUACGGCCAAAAAUGGUACCCGUGAUUUAAUUUAUAAUCAACGGACAGGUUAGAAAAAGAAUUGAAACGGGAAAUUGAUUGGGGGAGGGGGGGUCAGGUGGGAAAGCAUCUCUACAAAACACAACAGAGUUGGUAAACAGACUAUCAAACGCGAAUAAAAUUGUGUGAAAAAAACCAAGAGAGUUAGAACUGCAAAGAUUUUCAUUGAAAUUUACUAUACCUCUAACAAUUGAACCAUAAACAAGAGAAAAAUUAUAUUGCUACUUCCUGAUUAAUUUCCGGGAGUAAGCGUAUAUGUCGAUUUCAGUGUAUAUGGCUGCAUGUGGUGAAAUAUAUAUGGAGGAUAAAGGCAAAUAAGUGAAACAACAUGAACGGAAGAUCAUUAAUCGUCAAUGAAUACACGCAGAACUAGUGUGGUUUCAAACUGCUUUAUUU